CAACAAUAAACCAAAACCGAAUAUUUCAACAAAACUACUUUUCAGUGUCAGAAUUCCACGCCUUUUAAAGAUUUCCGUCCUUAAUUUGUUAUUAAAUUCUCGUAAUUGAUCAAUGGCCGCAUAAAAAUGACCUGAAUCUCGCUAAAAAAAAAACAAAAAUCGCAGUGUUUUUAGGCCCCUUAACCUCGAGAAAAUGUCAUCCCAGUUCUCCUUGUCAGGCAGUGGUCGACAGCAGAAGAGAUUCUCGAUAGACGAUGCUUUCGAAGAAGAAACUGACGAAGCUAUAAAGGUAUAUGGGUCCACAGGUCCCAGAUCACCAGUUUCUAACACCAGUAGGAAUAUAUUGGGAGAGGGUGACCAUGUCAACGUUAAUAUUGAGAACGGACGAACUUACAAACUGGCGAAUGAUGCGUCGAGAGAUAGUGACUCAUUAAUACAAGACUACUACGACUGUUCUAGUCAAGAGAACUUGCACCGAUCCUGCUUUAAGCACCCUAAAGUAAGGGAGAACUGGCGAAUGGUGUUGGCAGCAGCAACGUUACUAAUAAUAGGCAUAGGUCUGUUAGCGACUGGUACCGUGACGUUAUCGGAACCCAACUCAGGGUUGCAAGGGUCUGUGUUUCUGCUGGCGGGGUUCAUAUGCUUUGUGCCGGGGGCGUAUCACGUCGUGUAUAUUUAUUUGGCGGCUAAGGGGAAGAGGGGGUACCACUUUCACAAUCUACCAUUGUUCACGUAGAAAUGUUUCACCGAGGCAGGUAAAAUGGGUUAUUAAAGCAUUUUUAUGAGUGUGUAUUUACUUGUUUUUAUGUGGUAAGUUUUUAAGGUUAUCAUUAACAGACGUUGAAUGUAUCGUAACAGAGAUUGCAAUAUUUUCGUAAUCGACUUAAUAAGGUUAGCGUUUUUCUCUCUCCGGAUGAAUCAUAUUCUUGUAUUGGACUUCUAAACCGUUACCAUAUGUCCGUCAUCUCAUGAUCGGAAAUUAAUUGUUGAUGUAAUCCCCAAGUUGUUUGAUUCUAUAAAAUUUGCCACGCCCCCGUUUUUGGGGUAUUUGAACACAAAUGAUUUGAUUUGUGGCCCUUUGAAGGCAGUUUAAGUUGACGAUCGCUUGUAAAUUUGUAUUACAAUGAGAAUUUUUUUUCAAAAAUAAUUGUAACUUGUUCAAAUACCUCAAAAUAUAGAGGCGGGGAAAAUCCAUAGUCUAGUAGCUCGUACAUUAUAAUGUUGUUUUUGACUACUGCUCUUGAUUGUAGUGGGCUAUGACUAGACUCGUACAAAUCAAAUUUGCCAUGCUAAAUACUCAUUGUUUAAAUCUAGCAAUUGUUUCCAGUUUCAUAGCCUACUAUACAAGCAUUGUGAAUUAUUGUUCUUUAAGAUCCUUAAACGUAAAGGUUACUGGUUCUGGUUUACUUGCCGCAGAUCGAUAAUCAAACUUGAUUACAUUGGCUUUUCUCACGAAAACUGUAGUGGAGGCAAAUGAUUAUGUAUUUUACAUAUCUCCGAGUAGCUUCACCACUCUGUCACCAGUAGUUUCUCUACUCGAAAGGUCGACUUUUUUGAAAAGUUACUUUUUAUGCGAGGAGAGUAAAAAUUUUUUUUUAUGCCAAAGGUGAAUAUAUUUAGCACGCCAGCUUAAGGAAUAAUACAUGCUUUUACGAACUUCUAGAUGCCUUUCGUGAAGGGUUUUGUUGCAAGUUUUUUAUUGAAGUCGUUAUUUUUUUCUCGGCACCACUCGGGUAAAGAAAAAGUAGUCGGAAAUGUUUUUGGUGUCGGAAUUCGUUUUCGAUCCAUGGAGAAGAAAAAUACGGCUUCGGUGAAAAAUAAGAUAUAUUCUUAGUAUUAAAAAGAUUCCAAAUUAAAUAAUUAUGUAAUGCAAUGCAAGAAAGGUAACAGUUGACUGUUUGAAAUCAAAGGAAAUUAUUUUUUGACUGCGUUUUGUGAAUAUUUUUUUUUUUAUUUAAUUUUAGGUAAAUUAUUUUCAUAAUUCAACUUUAAGCUAUUUAAAGUAGGAUAAAUUGUAACACUUAAUAUAAGUUUGAAAUUCGAGCUUUAAAAACAUUAUAUGUAAGCCAAGUCUUUUUUACUUAUGUGUCACUGUAUAACUAUA
Molecule: messenger RNA, 2104 nt
Organism: Anoplophora glabripennis (Asian longhorned beetle)
Lineage: Eukaryota; Metazoa; Arthropoda; Insecta; Coleoptera; Cerambycidae
Product: transmembrane protein 134
Exons: 2
Coding region: 194-736 (180 amino acids)
Source: RefSeq, a predicted model, not a curated record